AUGCAGAAGGUAUUUAUUGCUGAUGGCGAAAAUCGAUCUUGUCCAUCACAGAAUGUUGUGCAACUGGACGCUAACCGUAGCCAAAAUGACGGGCUUGCAUUACCCACAGUGACAUUCUUUCCGAAGCAGGACAUUGCGUUGCUUCUGUUUUCCAGUGGUACAACAGAUUUGCCAAAAGGAGUCAUGUUGACUCAUUUCAACCUGACGGCGAGCAUUCAGAUUUUGGAAAAUCACUUUCUCCCAACAAGUCUGAAUCGCCAUUGGCCGCAGGUGGUUAUCCUUCCUAUCUUCCACGCAUAUGGCAUUUGCACGUUGUUAAGUUGUCUCGUAGCUGGCUGUCCUUUGACAAUCAUGUCCAGAUUUAGUAUCGACAAAUUUUUAAGCAUACUGCGAGACCAAAAGAUCCAGCAUGUUUUUGCGGUGCCUUACAUUUUAAAAAGAAUUACUAGUGACCCGAGGGUCCGGAACUAUGAUAUUAGUUGUCUUAAAGCAAUCACUAGCGCAACGUCACCCCUGCAUGAGGAAACAUAUAUGAAACUCCGUAAACUGUUUCCUCACGUAACCGCGAUCAAACAAGCCUUUGGAAUGACGGAAGUAAUGGGUUCACACGUGAAUCCAGUAUUUCCUGGUUCUGAAAGAAAGCGAUCUAGUAUUGGUAUGUUGCUGCCAUGUUACGAGGCCAAGGUGGUCGAUAUUUCAACAGGGGCAGAACUAGGGUGCAAAAAGCAUGGCGAAAUUUGUCUGAAGACUCCAACUGCCUGUGCUGGAUACUAUCAGAAUCAAGAAGCGACGUCCGUUUUAUUUGACAAAGAAGGCUGGCUACACACAGGGGACAUUGGCUACUACGAUGAAGAGGAGUUUUUCUAUAUCGUUGGACGACUGAAAGAGCUGAUCAAAGUUAAAGGCUUUCAGGUUUCACCAACUGAAUUGGAAGACAUCAUUUUGAAACAUCCCUUGGUAGUCGACGUUGCAGUAAUCGGUAUUCCAGAUGAAAUCAACGGAGAGCUGCCAUUUGCAUAUGUGGUAAGAAAAGACGCCAGCUUAACAGAGGAAAUGUUGGCAUACUAUUUCAACCCAAAAGUGAUUCGUUACAAACGUAUAAUGCCGAGCAACAUUCGUUUCGUUGCAUCCAUUCCAAAAACGAAACUUGGAAAGCCACGACGGAAAGCUCUUCUCGAAACGUACAUAUCCGAGCAAAAGUCGCGCAUCUUUUUGAAGAGUCGGAUUUGA
Molecule: messenger RNA, 1230 nt
Organism: Soboliphyme baturini
Lineage: Eukaryota; Metazoa; Nematoda; Enoplea; Dioctophymatida; Soboliphymatidae
Source: the annotation of a GenBank genome assembly